GAGGAUUAAAUAAUGUAGCGCAUUAUCUAGUAGGUAUCAAGAGUAUUCUGUCGAGCUCUCAAGUCAUGUAGGUUUCCUGCUGUUGGGGACGGUAUGGUUUCAAGAGUUGUAAUCACCAUCUUCUUCCCAGUCACGUGUAUCACGUGUCGCCCUUUUUCCCUGGUAUCAAACCACGACUGGCCACCGGGCCCAGCUUCCGACCAGCAAAGAGACAAGGGAUGCAUCGAACUAAGCUUCCAGCAUAGUCCAUGUGUCUCCCGUCAAAAGACAGUAAGGAUGGUUACAAUGGAAGUGUGGAAGUUGGGUGAAUCGUUCAAAACUAGACUGCUUCGUCAAUAAUGAGUUGCGCGGAGGCGAACCCCAUCACUUAAAGAUUCUCAUCGCCAACAUCAAGUCUUCCUAUCCCUCACAAUUUCUCAUCUUGAAAAGUCA
This is a messenger RNA of Mytilinidion resinicola, 432 nucleotides long. RefSeq lists its product as uncharacterized. Bases 94 to 339 code for a protein of 81 amino acids. NCBI's taxonomy places the organism in Eukaryota, Fungi, Ascomycota, Dothideomycetes, Mytilinidiales, Mytilinidiaceae. The transcript is spliced from 2 exons. The record is from RefSeq and is a predicted model, not a curated record.